AUGGCAGCAUACCUCACCCAGCGCAUCUCUCACCCUCACCACGGCAUCACCGUUUCGCGAGCCGGGACACCAGCCCCCGAGAAGGCGGCGAAAUGCGCGGCUCCCAUCGAGAACGUCGGUGCCAAGAAAGUAUCCUUCUUCACGCCUGCGCAGGACCCUGUGGCCGGCAGCGCCACCGCGGUGCAAGCAUCGGGCAACCCCGUUCCGAAGCUCUUCACGCCGCUCAAGAUUCGCGGCAUCGAGCUGCCGAAUCGGAUCUGGGUGAGCCCCAUGUGCCAGUACAGCGCACACGAAGGAUUUCACACGCCUUGGCACAUCACCCAUUACGGUGGCAUGGCACUGCGCGGUCCAGGCCUUAUGAUGAUUGAGGCGACUGCUGUGCAGGCAAACGGCCGCAUCACUCCGGAGGACUCGGGAAUCUGGCUCGACGCUCACGUCGACACUUUGAAGAAGCAUGUCGACUUUGCCCACAGCCAGGGCGCCCUCAUCGGAAUCCAGCUGGCACAUGCUGGACGGAAGGCCUCCACGGUGGCGCCGUGGCUCAGCUCCGGCGCGACAGCGACCGAACAAGUCGGCGGCUGGCCUGCCGACGUCGUGGGGCCGAGCAGCGACGCUUUCAGCGAGCACUACCCUACGCCGCGCGCGUUGAGCUCGGCCGAGAUUGCAGAGCUGAAGCGCGACCACCUCAACGCUGUGCGUCGCGCGCUGCGGGCCGGCUUCGACGUCAUCGAGCUGCACUUUGCCCAUGGCUACCUGGUCUCGAGCUUUCUCUCCCCGGCCGUCAACAAGCGCACCGACAGCUACGGAGGGGGCUUCGAGAACCGCACCCGGUUGGCGCUCGAGAUUGUCGACGCGACCAGGGAGAUCAUGCCCAAGGAGAUGCCCCUGUUUGUCCGCAUCAGCGCCACGGACUGGCUGGACACGAACCCGGAAUGGAGCGGCGCUCCGAGCUGGACGGUCGAGGAGAGCGUCGAGUUCGCCAAGAUCCUCGCCCGGCGCGGGGUGGACGUGCUGGACGUCUCCAGCGGCGGCAACCACGCGCAGCAGAAGGUGGUCGGCGGUCCGGGCUACCAGGCGCCGUUCGCGAAGGCGAUCAAGGCGGCGGUCGGGGACUCGCUGCUGGUGAGCUCGGUGGGGAGCAUCAAGACGGGCAGUGUCGCGCAGGAGAUCAUCGAGGGCGGCAAGGAUGCGGACGAUACGCCGUUGGACCUGAUUGCGGCUGGGCGGAUGUUCCUGAAGAACCCGGGGCUGUCCGCCAUGGCCGAGACUGCGCAGGCCACUCGUCCCAAUCUCGGCUGCCUGGGCUGCGACAAACAGGCCACUGCCCUUCAGUGCCCGACAUGCCUAAAGCUAAGCAUCAAGAACAGCUAUUUUUGCUCUCAAGACUGUUUCAAAACUUCUGGCCUGCACAAUCCAUUUCCAGAUUUCCCAUUCACCGGCUCGGUACGGCCCAUUUAUCCGCUCUCGCCAAGACGUACCGUCCCCAAGUCAAUUGGGAAGCCCGACUAUGCAGACACUGGCGUGCCCACAAGUGAGCGCAUGCUUAACCGAGCCAAAGUAGACAUCCUCGACAGCGCGGCACAGCAGGCGAUGCGAAAGGUCUGCAAAUUGUCCCGAGAAGUCUUGGAUAUUGUCGCUGCCGAGGUACGACCAGGCGUCACCACAGACUACCUGGAUGAAGUCUGCCACAAGGCGUGCUUGGAGAGAAAUUCUUAUCCCUCGCCACUUAACUACAGAAACUUUCCCAAGUCGCUUUGCACUUCCCCUAAUGAGAUUGUCUGCCAUGGCAUCCCUGACCAGAGAGUCUUGCUAGACGGCGACAUUCUGAACCUCGACAUUUCCAUCUACCACGAGGGCUACCACGCAGACUUGAACGAGACCUACUAUGUCGGUGACAAAGCAAAAGCCGACCCAGACAAUGUGCGCCUCAUCGAGGCGACCCGCGAUUGCCUCGACGCCGCCAUUCAGAUUGUCAAACCGGGCACACCUAUCCGCCAAUUCGGUGAGGUGAUUGAGAAGAUGGCCAACGAACGCGGUUGCAGCGUCGUGACCACUUGGGGCGGCCACGGCAUCAACACCAACUUUCAUCCACCGCCAUGGAUCCCCCACUACGCCAAGAACAAGGCAGUCGGGGUAUGCAAAGCUGGUAUGGCCUUUACUAUCGAGCCAAUCCUGGCGCUAGGGAAGCCAAGGGAGAUGUACUGGCCGGAUAAAUGGACAAAUGCGACCGUGGAUGGCAAGCGAACUGCCCAGUUUGAGCAUACUUUACUCGUAACGGACGAUGGCGCCGAGGUAUUGACUGCUCGCCUCCCAGAGUCGCCUGGUGGUCCGAUACCAAUGCCAGCGACUGAGAGAGCCUCGUCGACACAGGAGAAGAAAUUCAAAUAG
This is a messenger RNA of Cordyceps fumosorosea ARSEF 2679, 2388 nucleotides long. Its product is annotated as Aldolase-type TIM barrel. Gene Ontology annotation, molecular function: metalloaminopeptidase activity; NADP binding; NADPH dehydrogenase activity. NCBI's taxonomy places the organism in Eukaryota, Fungi, Ascomycota, Sordariomycetes, Hypocreales, Cordycipitaceae. Bases 1 to 2388 code for a protein of 795 amino acids. Gene Ontology annotation, cellular component: intracellular anatomical structure. Gene Ontology annotation, biological process: proteolysis. The transcript is spliced from 6 exons. The record is from RefSeq and is a predicted model, not a curated record.